UCUUGUUUUACUAAAAUAAUCUAACAAUGAGUGUCUCAGAGAGUGUCACAAAGUGCGUGGCCAUACUAAAAGCAGUGGACACAGACUCUGAGAAGUUUGCUGCACUGUUCAUGGUCACCAAACUUGUAAAUGGCAAAGAUUGUACGCCAGCUGCCAAGAAGAUGCUUUUUGAAGCCAUUGGAGCUAAAUUCCUCAGGAAGUUGCUGUCUGCCAAAAGUGAUUGUCCACUGCAGGUGGACUACAAAUCAGUGGCGUUGUCAAUUCUUUCCGCAUUUUGCAGAGAACCCGAGCUAGCUUCUCAUCCAGACAUGGUAGGACAUAUUUCAGCGCUCCUGGAAAUAGUGUCUCAGGCUGAUGAGGAUGCACCAGAUGACACAUUAAUAAUUGUCAGUGAAGCUUACAGCUGCUUGCAAUGUAUCGCCCAACAUCCUCCUGGACAGAAGGCAUUGCUUGAGCAGAGAGCAGUUCCAAAGAUGUGCGAUAUAUAUGCAGAGAAAAGCUUUCAAACAGAUGAGGCUUUGAAUAUUCUAGUCACAUUGGUCAGUAGAUUUGGAUCAGAAGCUUGGGAUCCGACGGACAUCGCUCCUUUCCACGCAAUAAUCAACAAAAUAGCCUUGGACUUUGAAACUGAUCACACAGAGAGAAAAUUCGAGCUAUGCGCUAUUCUACAAGCUUUGUUACAAUCUUGUAGAAAGGAUGUGAUAUCUACAACCGUGAAGGAUGAAUCUUGGCCGUUGAGCAUUCACAAGGGUUUGAGCGAUAUUCUAGGAUCGAAGAUAGGCAAGAAGCAGCGAGAUCCAGCUUUGAAGUUCGCGUCUGUAACAUUAGAUUUGCUGGGGGCGGAAUGGGCCAUAUCUGAUAAGGAAAAAUCAAAAAUAUUCUUUUUAUUGCUCAUUCAAUUAGCGGCGAUCGAAGUCAGAAUGCAAUUGGAGGACAAGCAACUCAAAACUAUACUUGCCAACGCCGACUUGGUCACUGCUUGCUUUAUUAUUCUCGAGGUUUCAAUCAGCUACAUUGUUACAGAUCAGCUAGAUUUAGAGCAGAAGGAGAAACAAUCUUUAUACACAGCUCUAAAAGGUUCUUUCGCGGCUAUCAUUGGUUUGUUGAGCUCUGUAUCAAAGAUGAAAACAUUGGUGGAUGUGAAGGAAAAAAUGUUUGUAUGCGCCGUUGUAAGAGUGCUUACAGCUUGGCUAGCGCAAGAAACAAGCGCCAUGCGCCCUCAAGUUUACGCCGUAUUGCCGUAUGUGUUGACAGUGGCCAACGACACCUUUUACGCACAUCGAAAUAGGAAAUUGGCUGAGAAGGCCAAGUCCAAAGCUAAAGCGGAUGAAGGAACGUCGUUCGGAGAACCGAGCGUUCACGAUCCGAUGAGCGAGAUUGAUAUAUUGAGAUUAUUGUUACCCGCGCUAUGUUAUUUGGCCGUGGAAGAGGCUGCUAGGAAAAUUCUCCUUCAACACAAGCAAGACGAGGUUCUGUUCGAGUGUCUGUCCUAUCACUGGACAAUCGUGCACUACAAGAGGCCGCCGGUACCAAGAUCGGAACGUUUGAAAGUUCUUCAGGAUGGCAAUCGCGUGGAGGAGCUGGAUCUGCAUCUUCUGGAAGAAAUGAAAGAUUCUAGAACCGCAAUGGUAUCUGUCUGCAAUGUUUUGAUGAAUAUCACCGUGCUGGAGACGAAGCUGGUGGAGGAAUCGCCGACGUUCAUCUCAUUGCUGAAGUUCAUCUACAAUAAUUUGCCAGAGCUGAAACAGAUUCCGGAAAAUCUGGUGUUGCACGGUCACCUGGCCGUUUUGGGCUUGUUGCUGAUGAAGCAACAGGCAAAACGCAUAAAGAAGAACGAUUUCUCGAUAUGUCGAUACAUCCAAGCUACGAUAAGGUUUCUGUGGGACGCGUACAUUAUCGACGAGAGCAACGAUCCUACUGAGCUGGUAGUUUCCAUGUCCUACAAGGAACACUGGAUGGAACUGAUGGAACUCUGGUUCCUGGGUAUGCAGACGAUGGCUGGUGUACUGCUAGUGAUACCCUGGCUGUCGCAAUUUACGGUAGAAUCUGGUUGGGUGGAGGAGAUCAUCGAGACGUUGAAGCGAGUAAAGAUUGGUGGCUUGGAGCCGAACGUCAAGUCCGCCUUCGAAGAUUUGCUGUGUCACUUGGUGAAGGCCGACGACAGUGUCGCAUCGGUGCUGAAGAAACACGGCGCGUUGACCGUCUGUCGAAAUCAUCGUAUGAUGGAACUUGGAAAGCGUCUCUUUGGCGAUUAGAGACGAAAAAAUAUUACGGUGUAGCUUUUGGCUUUUGUUUUGUGCAAACAAUAUUAAGAAACAAAAACUAAGCAAAAUUUCUUAUAGAAUUAAUUAUUCUUGUAAAAUUAACAAUAGAGAGAAUUAAUCGAUUUUUGAGGGAAGCAUCAAUUGAACUUUUUUUAUACAUGAAAAAAGCUUUCGUAGUAUUUUGCGAAUUGAAUUUAUUAUUGUACGUGUUCUCUGCGUUGUAUGAUAUUCGAAAGGCGUAUGCGCGGUUAGUCCAGUGUAAAUUUAGACUACAUCACAUCUGGAAAUAGUUUUCUGGCAAACAGGAAAGCUAAGAGCGUCUCGCUUGGAAGAGA
Molecule: messenger RNA, 2599 nt
Organism: Linepithema humile (Argentine ant)
Lineage: Eukaryota; Metazoa; Arthropoda; Insecta; Hymenoptera; Formicidae
Gene: Neurochondrin
Product: neurochondrin
Biological process (GO): regulation of neuronal synaptic plasticity; neuron projection development
Cellular component (GO): dendrite
Source: RefSeq, a predicted model, not a curated record